Messenger RNA from Pleurotus ostreatus (oyster mushroom), 1221 nucleotides. RefSeq lists its product as uncharacterized. The coding region runs from base 1 to 1221 and encodes 406 amino acids. NCBI's taxonomy places the organism in Eukaryota, Fungi, Basidiomycota, Agaricomycetes, Agaricales, Pleurotaceae. The transcript is spliced from 5 exons. The record is from RefSeq and is a predicted model, not a curated record.
AUGCCCAUCGAGAGACCCAGCGUCGUGACCAAGUUACCUCCACGGGCCGAGAAGUACAAGGCCCUGUCAGACGUUCCCCAGGCGCAAGUAGAAAGUAUCAGUCAGCGCGCUCACCCUAGCAAGAAGCCGAUUGAUGUGAAGCCCACUUCAAGUCCCAUUGGUAACCGCAACAAAUCAUGGGAAGUCGAAUAUCAGGACGCAGCCGCUCUCUACAUUGAUGCAGUCCUUAAACUAGCGAAAUUGGAGUUGGAUGAUAGAUCCCCAAGCGACCAUGGCAGAGAGGUCCGCAGCAUGGUGAUAGAUAAGGCGAUUCAGUUGAACUCGAAUCGCAUUGCGAGUCCCAACCAAUCUCGGGCCUUUCAGAGAUUGGCCAUCAGCGCCGAAUCAUCGGCUGGAUCCUCCCUCACGGUAGUCGAGGCGGAUGAGGAGCCACCGCCGUCAAAAGGCGCUCAGUCUGUCGUCAUCCGUUGCAAUGGCUGGACAAAGUCUGGUGUUCAAUGUAAACGCAACGUUCGAUCUAGUCCUGGGCUGGCGGUUGAAGGUGCAGCCACCGAAAUAUUCUGCUACCAGCACCGCUCGCGACUCCUCCAGCCGACUGGAUUCUACGCCAGUAAAGGAAGCGAGUGGGUGAGCUUCAACGAUUGGAUCCCAAGUUACUUGCAUCCAGAUACACAGGCCGCCUUGAGAGUGGAGAUGGAAAAACUCCCAUCCCCGUCAGACAGCCCUGGUCAUAUCUACGUCUUUGAAGUCAGAGACCGAUCAAGCGAUAGACUCAGACUCAAAGUCGGACGUGCCACCAAUGUAGUCAAGCGUAUCGACCAGUGGGACCGGCAAUGUCGUACACACGAGCACGUUGUACGCGGCUGGUAUCCCGAGCCUGAAAACACAUCGAAGUCCAAAUCACCUAGCCACCUCAAAGGAUUGGUUAAAGUUGGUGACCCGGCAGCAUGGUGCCAUCGCCUCGAGCGACUUAUUCACCUUGAGCUUGGGGAUCUGGCUACUAGGUCUGCAUAUCUUGAUCCUGAUUGGCCAGUGGUUGCGCCCUUGUCAACCAGCAACCAACGAAGCUCCGCCGUGCAGUGCCCAGACUGUGGUGAGUCCCACCGCGAGAUAUUUGAUUUCGUACGCGUCAAACAAGGCAAAUACCGAAAUAAAGAAUGGGAAAUGAUUGUUCUUCCAGUCAUACGUAAGUGGGGCCAAUUUACGGCCAAAUAUCUGUAG